GCAAUUCUUGAUAUUUAUAUUUAGAUUUAAAUAAAUGUAUGUAUGUAUGUUCUAUGAUACAUUGCAUUCAGCCAAGAGCAAGAGUUUUGAACAACCAAAAAAAUGCGGCAGCUGGUUCUGCUUCAAGAUUCAUCAACAUGGCUUAGUAGUUGUUUUUACACAAUGAUCUAUGCAAUCUUGUUAUGGUUGAUAUUUCAAAUAAUAGCAAAGAUCUUCUUAUGGCAUAGUACUAGUCCUCCAGAAUCAACGGUUCAGAUUCCACCAGGCAAUCGAGGAUUGCCAUUGAUAGGAGAAACCUUGCAGUUUAUGGCUGCCAUCAAUAGUAGCAAGGGCUUCUAUGACUUUGUAGAGGUUCGCAGACUUAGGUAUGGGAAGUGCUUCAAAACCAAUAUAUUUGGAGAGACACAUGUAUUUGUUUCGAGCACUGAAUCAGCAAAGACAAUACUAAACAAUGAAUUGGGAAGAUUCACCAAGAGAUACAUAAGGUCGGUUGCAGAGGUAGUUGGAGAUCAAAGUUUGCUCUGUGCUCCCCAACAACAACACAAGUUCAUCCGCAACCGCCUUUCCAAUUUGUUCUCUAAAAGUUCUCUCACGCAUUUUGUCAAACAGUUUGAUCAACUAAUUAUAAAUCAACUUACUAGCUGGGAACGUCAAGGCACUGUAGUGGUACUGGACCAAGCCCUCAAGGUAGAUUAAAUAAACAAAAAAGGAGGCUUUCUUUGAGCC
Camellia sinensis is the source of this 726-nucleotide messenger RNA. The record is from RefSeq and is a predicted model, not a curated record. Lineage: Eukaryota; Viridiplantae; Streptophyta; Magnoliopsida; Ericales; Theaceae.